CUCACCAACAGCAACAUGCGCUUCUAUCUGGUCCUCGUCGUGGCGCUGGCGGCGUUCGCCUGCCUGAUGCAGCAGGCUUCCGCCCACUACGGAGGCGGCUACGGCGGCUACGGCGGCUACGGAGGCUACGACGGCGGCUACCGCCACCACGAGCCCAUCCCGCAGAAGCCCUGCGAGCCCGCACAGCAGCCGCAGCCGCAGCCGCCCUCCAACAACACCGACACCACCACGCCCAGCAAGGUCGACGACCUGAGCAACAAGGUGAACGAGCUCCAGGCGAAGCUCGACGAGAUCCUCAACGCCGUCAAGAGCAAAGCCUAACCGACGUCACUCACUCGCAAUUAACAUCCUGCAAACGUAAUGACCGCUUUCGCACUUUGUAUCCCUCUCCCAUAAGCCUAAAUAACUCAUUUGUUAUCACUCAUACAUAAUAAACAACCUGCAAAAUA
Gryllus bimaculatus (two-spotted cricket) is the source of this 449-nucleotide messenger RNA. Lineage: Eukaryota; Metazoa; Arthropoda; Insecta; Orthoptera; Gryllidae. The record is from the annotation of a GenBank genome assembly.